This is a messenger RNA of Manis pentadactyla (Chinese pangolin), 872 nucleotides long. It is a transcript of the gene ANKRD37, whose product is annotated as ankyrin repeat domain 37. The transcript is spliced from 5 exons. Lineage: Eukaryota; Metazoa; Chordata; Mammalia; Pholidota; Manidae. The record is from RefSeq and is a predicted model, not a curated record. The coding region runs from base 151 to 627 and encodes 158 amino acids. Gene Ontology annotation, molecular function: protein binding.
GGUGGGGCCCGGCCGGGAGGGGCCGGCCCGCGGGGUGUGGCGGUCUUGAUUCCGCUGUAGUUGUCUGCGCUGGGCACUCUCUCCUGCCGUCUUCCUCGAGUUCCCCACCUCUGCACUCCAGUGACACCUGUCCUCCGCGUUAGCCAGGAAAUGCUGUUGCUUGAUUGCAACUCUGAGGUGGAUAGUCUGAAGCAUCUGCUGGCGGCCGGGGCCUCGGUCAACGCACCCCCGGAUCCCUGCGAGCAGUCUCCUGUCCACUUGGCGGCAGGUGGCGGCCUUGCUUGCUUUCUACUCUGGCAGCUGCAAACGGGCGCUGACCUCAACCAGCAGGAUGUUUUAGGAGAAGCUCCACUACACAAGGCUGCAAAAGUCGGAAGCCUGGAAUGCCUUAGCCUGCUUGUAGCCAGUGAUGCCCAAAUUGAUUUAUGUAAUAAGAAUGGGCAAACAGCUGAAGAUCUGGCUUGGUUAUGUGGAUUUCCAGAAUGUGCCAAAUUUCUUACAACAAUUAAAUAUAUGCAGACAAUAAAAUCAACUGAACAAUCCAAUAGAGAUCAUUGUGUUCCAGUGCUCAGACAGAAACGAAGUUUUGGAAGCACAGAAAAUACAAAUGGGAAAAGGAAGUGUUGAUGUCAUGUUGGUUAUGAAGAGGUUUGAAGGCAGCCUUCACUUCAUGUGGAUCUGCUGUUCAGCUGUGGCUUUUGGCUCACCAGGUGUGUCUGAGCUCCUUCUAAGAAGGAGGGAAACUUUCUUCUAAGUGAAGAUAACCUUUAAGAAUACAUGUAUUUACAUGCCAGUAUUUUGAUGUUAAAUGCUUUGUCUUUUAAGUUAUUAAAGGAAUGUCUAAAGAAUAAAUUCUUUCUUGAUGCAGUGUU